AUGCAAGUGGUGUGGUUGGAUCCGACUACGAACAAAGCUGAGGGCGUUCUGCUGCUACCUCCUGCUGAGGUUGCUGGAGCGGCUACAGUCGAUGCGAUCAAGAAACUGUUGGCUAAGAAGUUGCUUUUGGAAAACGUCAGCCGAAGCACGCUACGACUGCAUGGUCAGCACUUGACUUCCGGGGACCUAGACGCGUACCUGCCAUGCUUUCGGUCCAACAUCCCCCGGUUUGUGUUUUCUUACCAGCUGACUUUAAAAUGUCAGGCGGACAUGCGCACGUCGUGCAUCUUCGUGUCCAUGUUGGCGGGCAACGUCAUUACAGUGUCGACAACCAAUCUCACGACUGUCGCUGAGGUGUGUAGCGAGAUUGAGUACAAGACGGGCAUUCCCCAAGAAGAGCAUCGUUUGAUGUACGGAGGGGCGCAGCUCCAGAAAUGCCGACAGCUCUGUGACUAUGGCAUUGGCCGAGACUCGACGCUGCACUUUUCACUGAGUCUGAACGGGGGUUUAAGUUAUGUUUCUAAAGCGGGCGAGUUUGUCGACGUGUCGAACGAUGACAUCUUGGAAGUGCGCAAGUUUUUGCGUGAUGCUCCAAUGUGGCGACACGUGCAAAUCGGGCUGAACGUCGAAGGGGUGUGCAAAAACAAAGACUGCGACGCUUUUGGGCACUUAGUGAUUUGCCCCACGAAGUGGCGGCCGUUUAACUUGUUGCAGCACCGUAUUCAUUGUGCCCUAUGUUGUGCUUCAAUCGUCCCCUUCACGUGCGGGUUUUACAAUUGCCGCUGGCGCUUUGAAGGGGUUCAAAUCGACAACGGGAUGCACAUGAGCAGUCCUUGGAAAGCGGCGAGUGGUGAAUUCUACCAUCGCUUUAAUGAAGGCAAGAAUGUGACGUGGCAAAGCCUGGUGGUCGUCGCAACCCCCCUGGAUACCAAGGGGUGCGGGAUGUGCUUUGGAUCUCUUGUUGGCCUCAAGCAGCCCCUGGUCGUACUUCCAUGCAGCCACAAGGUAGACUAUGCGUGCUUCAAGGCAUUGAUGACGAGCUGUGACCGCCGCAAAGUGGCGGUGACGUGUCCCACGUGCUGGUCGCCCGCUGGCGCCGAUGGGGUUCGAUUUCAAUGA
Messenger RNA from Aphanomyces astaci, 1119 nucleotides. RefSeq lists its product as hypothetical. The record is from RefSeq and is a predicted model, not a curated record. The transcript has a single exon. The coding region runs from base 1 to 1119 and encodes 372 amino acids. Gene Ontology annotation, cellular component: cytoplasm; nucleus. Gene Ontology annotation, molecular function: ubiquitin protein ligase binding; protein tag activity. NCBI's taxonomy places the organism in Eukaryota, Oomycota, Saprolegniomycetes, Saprolegniales, Verrucalvaceae. Gene Ontology annotation, biological process: modification-dependent protein catabolic process; protein ubiquitination.